CCCGCCCGGCGCCUUCCUCGGAGUUCUGGGAGACCAGCGGCCGAGAGGCGUGGGCGCAGGGCACGGAGCCCCCGACUGCGCGGCCCGGCCCGAAUGCCCUCGGCCCCCGGCCACUGCGGCCAGGAGCAGCCCCGCGCCCCGCCGCAUCCAGGCCGCCCCCGCUACGCACCCCAGGACCCCCUGUACCCCCGAGGCCUUCGCCGCCCCCUCUGUACCCCCGAGCUCUCUGCGCCACUGCUGCGCCCAUAGCCUCCGCAGUGUCCAGCGGCACCCCUCUGUGCCCCUGAACCGCCUCUGUGUCCACCCGCACCCCCUCUGCGUCCCUGCACCCCCUCUGGGUCCACUCGCACCCCCUCUGCAACCCUGAACCCCCGCUGUGUCCACCCGCACCCCCUCUGCAACCCUGAGCCCCCUCUGUGUCCACCCGCACCCCCUCUGUGCCCCUGAACCCCGUUGUGUCCACCCGCACCCCCUCUGCAACCCUGAACCCCCUCUGUGUCCAGCUGCGCCCCGACCCCCCUCGGUGUGCAGCCACACCCCUCCCCGCCGCCCAGAACCCCCGCCGUGUGCAGCCGCACCCCCUCUGCACCCCGGCUGCUCCGCAGCAGAGCACCCCAGGCCCGCGCCGGCCACUCCCUGCACCCCUGCCGCAGGGCCGUGGACCCCAGCCCCUCCCCGGUCCGGCCAUGCCUGUGGCCGCCGCCUGGCCGCUGCUGCUGGCCGCCGCGCUGGGGCUCGGGGCGCGUGGGGCGCGGGGCGCGGUGGCCCUGGCCGACUUCUACCCCUUCGGCGCCGAGCAGGGCGACGCCGUGACUCCCCGGCAGGACGACGGCGGCUCGGGGCUGCGGCCGCUGUCUCAGCCCUUCCCGUUCUUCGGCGCCCAACACACCGGACUCUACGUGAACAACAAUGGCAUCGUCUCCUUCCUGAAGGAGGUCUCCCAGUUCACGCCGGCCGCCUUCCCCAUCGCCAAGGACCGUUGUGUGGUGGCCGCCUUCUGGGCAGACGUGGACAACCGGCGGGCAGGCGACGUCUUCUACCGGGAGGCGGUGGACCCCAGCACGCUGAGCAGGGCCAGCUCCGAUGUGCGCCGCUACUUUCCCGAGCUCCCCGACUUCUCCGCCACCUGGGUCUUCGUAGCCACCUGGUACCGCGUGACCUUCUUCGGAGGCAGCUCAUCCUCACCUGUGAACACGUUCCAGACGGUGCUGAUCACGGACGGCAAGCUGUCCUUCACCAUCUUCAACUAUGAGUCCAUCACAUGGACCACGGGCACGCAUGCCAGCAGUGGGGGCAACUCCUCGGGCCUGGGGGGCAUUGCAGCCCAGGCCGGCUUCAACGCGGGCGAUGGGCAGCGGUUCUUCAGCAUCCCCGGCUCGCGCACAGCGGACAUGGCCGAGGUGGAGGCCACCACCAACGUGGGCGAGCCGGGCCGCUGGGCAUUUCGAAUCGAUGACGCCCAGGUGCGCGUGGGGGGCUGCGGCCAAACAACCUCCGUGUGCCUGACCCUGCGACCCUGCCUCAACGGGGGUGCAUGCAUCGAGGACUGCGUCACAGGAAACCCCUCCUACACCUGCUCCUGCCCCGCGGGCUUCACCGGGAGAAGAUGCCACCUGGAGCUGGACCAGUGUACCUCGAACCCCUGUCAGAAUGGCGGCACCUGUUCCCAUGGUGACCACAGCUUCAGCUGCCAGUGCCCCAUGGGUUUUGGGGGUCCCACCUGCGAGACAGACGUGGACGAGUGUGGCUCCAGCCCCUGCUUGAACAGGGGCUCCUGUGUAGAUGGUGUGGGGGGCUUCACCUGCCUGUGCGCCCCGCCCUUCGAGGGACCCCGCUGCGAGUCAGGAAGCCCCCAGCAGCCCGAUGCCUGCCUCUCAGCCCCCUGCCAGAAUGGGGGGACCUGUGUCCCUACAGACAGCGGCAGCUACCUGUGCGAGUGCCCUGAGGGCGUCUCGGGCCCCGACUGCAGGGACACAGGACCCCCGGAGUCAUGCGCGUGCCAGAAUGGCGGCCACUGCCCGGGGGCAAACUCCACCGCCUGCCAGUGUCCCCCUGGCUUCUUUGGGCUCCUCUGCGAGUUUGAGGUCACGGCCACGCCCUGCAACAUGAACGCCCAGUGCCCAGACGGCGGCUACUGCAUGGAGUACGGCGGCAGCUACCUCUGCGUGUGCCACACGGGCCAUGGUGCCAGCCAGCGACCCUCUCUGCCCCCAGCAUCCACCUCGCCCUGCGACUCAGACCCCUGCAUCAAUGGAGGCUCCUGCGACGCCCAGAAUGACACCUACACGUGCCAGUGCCCUCACAGCUUCCACGGGCAGCACUGCGAGAAAGCCCGGCCACGCCCAUGCAGCUCAGGACCCUGUCGCAACGGGGGCACUUGUGAGGAGGCAGCCGGUGGCUACCGCUGCAGCUGCCCAUACCGCUUCACUGGGAGGCACUGCGAGAUUGGGAAGCCAGACUCCUGCGCCUCGGGGCCCUGUCACAACGGAGGCACCUGCUUCCACUACAUUGGGAAGUACAAGUGUGACUGUCCCCCUGGCUUCUCUGGACGGCACUGCGAGAUCGCUCCCUCCCCCUGUUUCCGGAGCCCGUGUGCCAACGGGGGCACCUGUGAGGACCUAAGCACAGAUUUCUCCUGCCACUGCCCAGCGGGGUUCACUGGGCGCCGUUGCCAGGCUGAGCUGGACUGCGGGCCCCCGGAGGCGGUGGAGCACGCCUCGCUGCGCUUCAACGGCACGGGGCCCGGCGCGGUGGCCCUGUACACGUGCUACCGCGGCUACAGCCUGCGUGGCCGGGACGCCGGACAGCGACACGCCCGGGUCUGCCAGCCCCAGGGCCAGUGGAGCGCCGCGCCCCAGUGCCACGAGGUGGACGAGUGCCUGUCACAGCCCUGCCUGCAUGGGGGGUCCUGCCUGGACCGCGUGGCCGGCUUCCUGUGUGUCUGCAGCACUGGCCACGAGGGCGCCCGCUGUGAGCGGGAGACAGACCUGUGCCAGGCUCAGCCGUGCAGAAACGGGGGGUCGUGCAGGGCCCUCCCGGGGGCCUUUGUCUGCCAGUGCCCUGACCACUUCACGGGGGCCCAGUGCGAGACAGAGCUGGACGCCUGUCGCUGCAGCCCCUGCCAGCACGGCGGCCGGUGUGAGGCCGGCGGGGGGACCUACCUGUGUGUCUGCCCUGAGGGCUUCUUUGGCUACCACUGUGAGACCGUGAGUGACCCCUGCUUCUCCAGCCCGUGUGGGGCCCGCGGCUACUGCCUGGCCAGCAACGGGUCCCACAGCUGCACCUGCAAAGUGGGCUACACCGGCCGGGACUGCACCACAGAGCUGUCCCCACCGACCGGCCUGGAGGUUCAGCGGGCGGAGGAGAGCGGACUGUCCAUCUCCUGGCAUGCCCCCGCAGGCCCGGCGGGGCAGGCGCUGGAUGGCUACGCGGUCACCUACGCCUCAGCGGACGGCGGGGCCAGGCGCACGGACUUCGUGGAGCGGGGCCGCUCUUCCCACCAGCUGCGGGCCCUGGCGGCUGGCCGCACCUACAACGUCUCGGUGGUCUCCGUCAAGCGCAACGCCAACAGGAAUGACAUCAGCCGUCCCGCCGUGCUGCUGGCCCGCACACGACCCCACCCAGUGGAGGGCCUGGAGGUGACCAACGUGACGGCCAGCACGGUCUCGGUGAGGUGGGCCCUGCACAAGAUCCACCAUGCCUCCGUGGGCGGUGUCCGCCUCUCCAUUCGCCAGCCCGAGGCCCAGGAGGAUCAGGCCGCCGACGUGGGCAGGGGCGUGGACACGUUCACGUUCCGGGCCCUGCUGCCGGGACGCAGGCACACCAUCUGGGUGACCGCCCUCAGUGGGCUGGGGGGCGCGGCCCCCCCCACCGAGAGCCUGGCCUCCAGGCCACUGCACGUGUGGACCCGGCCCCUGCCCCCCGGAAACCUGACGGCCACCCGUGUCACGGCCACCUCGGCCCACGUGGUCUGGGACCCGCCCCCACCCGGUGCCCCCCUGGAGGCCUACGUCAUCAACGUGACCAGCGGCCAGAGCUCCAAGAGCCGCUACGUGCCCAACGGGCGCCUGGCCGCCUACACCGUGCGUGACCUGCUGCCCGCACGGCGUUACCAGCUCUCGGUCACGGCCGUGCAGAGUGCCGGGGACCAGCUGCAGCACAGCGAGCCCGCACACCUGUACAUUAUCACCUCCCCAAAGGACACCCCUGACCGCCGCUGGCACCGCGAUGGGCUGCACCCACGGGUGCUCAGGAACAGACCCCCGCCCGCUCGCCUGCCCGAGCUGCGUCUGCUCAAGGACCGCAGUGUCCCUGACCCGCCCACCCGGGCCCCCAGGUUCUCGGAGCUGAUGGACGGCCGGGGGCGUGUGAGCUCCAGGCUCAGGGACCCGCCCAGCCAGCCGGUCACCUCGGCGCCCCAACCCGUGGCCCCCAUUCCACUCGGGAACCCCGAGGAGGCCCCCCAGGAGCUUCGCCAGGCCCUGCAGCUCCCUGGACCCGGCAGUGAUGGGGACCCUGAGAAGGCUCCCGGGCGCUGCACCUGUGAGAACGGAGGCACCUGUAUGCCCGGGUCCGGCCCAGAUGCUGCUCCCAGCUGUGACUGCAGCCCAGGGUUCAAGGGGAGGCGAUGCGAACUGGCCUGUAAGAAGGUGCCUCAGCCCUGCACGCGGCUCUUCUCAGAGACCAAGUCCUUCCCCGUCUGGGAGGGAGGCGUCUGCCACCACGUGUACAAGCGGGUCUACAAGGUUCACCAGGACACCUGCUUCAAGGAGAGCUGCGAGCGCGGAGCUGGGGGCAGCAAGACGCCUCAAGGGAAGCCGCGUCACAGCCCCGCACCAAGGAAGUCUUAAGGUGCGCUCCCCACCCGCUGGCCAUGGGCUCCAGGAGCUGGGACCCCACUCCUUCCCGUCCUGUCCCACCCCGGGACCCCUGGAGGGGUGUGGAGCAGGAGUCCCAGGCCCGUGGUGACAGUGGACUGACCAAGCAGUGAGCAAAGGUCGUGACCUCAGGGCAGCCCAAGGCUCCCACCGGCUGAGACAUCCGACCAGUGCCUUCCUAGCCCCAGCCCCACCUUCCCCGAACUCUUCUGCCAAUACCCCUGCACAACGCCCCAAAUUGCCACAACAGCUGGAGGCGCUGGGAACACUCAUUCUUCCUGGGAGGCCCACCCACUCCAAUCACGUUCUUGACAGCUUGAGGUCCUGGGUGCAAGAGUCCACAUCGCAGAACAGGCACCCAGGACCCAGGCUCCAUGUGGGUCGUGGAGGAUAGAAGGUGGGGUCUGGGGGACGGGGGCUGCUCUGACAGGGUGAGAUGUCCCUCCGCUCACUAAGGACAGAGGAGGGGUCAGUCCCCACGCCUCUGGGACUCACAGGUCACUCACUGCCCGCUGAGGACCAUGUGGGAGGUCGCGACUCGAAGGGCGUGGCCGGGGACACUGGAACCGUGUAGCCGGGGGGGGGGGGGGGGGGCAGCCCCGAGCACCCUGCUGACCAGGUCCAGCCCACGUGUCCACCUUUAAGGAGGCACCCCGCUGCCCAGCAGCCCCAGCACGGGCAGCUUGUCCCCAUCUCAUCCCCACAUGGCCAGGGGAGAGGCCCAGAGCAGCUCCUGUCCCAAGGCCAGGCCCCUGCCACCCACUUCCGGGACCUAGACCAGGUCCACCGGUGGCACGGGGGCGCCCACCAUGCACCAGAUGGCACAGCCAAUGCCCAGAGGCCUCAUCCCAUGAGUGCUGUCCACACCUCAGAGGGCGGGGGAGGAUAGGAAGGCCUGCCAGGAGGGAGCGGGAAGGCAGGCCAGGUUUCCUGCCUCUCUUCUGGCAGGCUGGGCGGUGGCCCGAUGCCCAGCAGCCCCAGGAGGGCAGGAGCUCUGCCGUCUGCAGGCCCCGGCUCAGUGGCCACUGUGCAACCCUGGUGUCAAUUUUGCCAGUGUGGCUGCCAGGCUCCAGCCAGCUGCAGUGUCCCUGGACAGGUCACACCAAGGCCCCAGAGCCGACCCUCUGGUCCUGGGGUGAUACUGGCCAAGCCCAGCCUAAGCCGAGGACGCGUCCACCCACAGCCCAGAUCCCCCCCAAAGGCCAGUGUGUGGAGGCGGACAGGACAGCCUCACAGAGACGUCACCGGACCCCAGCUGCCAAGCUCCGUCUCCACAUGCCCACCUGCAGCCCCCUAUCCCGCCACCGUCCCCGCCACGCUACUGAGUGUGGCCCUGGGCCCACGGGGACUCGGCCGCCCCCACAAGCACGCUGGCCUUCUGUGCAGUCCCUCGAGUCAGAGUACCUUCUGGGCUUCCUGUUUUUAUUAAAGCUUCACGUGCACAA
Molecule: messenger RNA, 6322 nt
Organism: Erinaceus europaeus (western European hedgehog)
Lineage: Eukaryota; Metazoa; Chordata; Mammalia; Eulipotyphla; Erinaceidae
Gene: SNED1
Product: sushi, nidogen and EGF like domains 1
Exons: 30
Coding region: 687-4850 (1387 amino acids)
Biological process (GO): establishment or maintenance of epithelial cell apical/basal polarity; heterophilic cell-cell adhesion; cell-matrix adhesion
Cellular component (GO): protein-containing complex; plasma membrane
Molecular function (GO): calcium ion binding; protein binding
Source: RefSeq, a predicted model, not a curated record